AUGGAAGAGCAGCCAAAUCAUGAGAAACCCAAAAACGACACCAAAUUUAAGUCAGAAUUGGCGGCCAAACGGAGGGAACGAAUAAUGGCUCAAAUGGCGGCGCUUCAGAAGAGCUUUAUUAAAGACAAUCCCGAUUUCUUCACUUGCGAUCCCAAGGUUUCGAACGCCGAUUCAAUGAUGGAUUUAACAGUGGAUCCAAAUGUUGGCGAACCCAUUGCUGUCGGAGAGAAUCAAAUGGGAAAGUCGUUUACCACUGAACGGCACACUUGUAUUCUGUGUCGCGAAGAGCAGGAGGUGUCCGUAACGGGUCGUUGUUUAGUCUUAUCGGCAUUCAUCCAAAGAUCAACUGUUUUAUCGAAGAACCGAAACAGGAAGUUGUCGAGCGAUAGCGAUAAUAUCGACCCACUGUUUGUCACUUCUGACCUAUACUUCGGGCCUCAUAUAAGCACUUGCGGUCACGUUAUGCACAGCGACUGCUGGCAGAACUUCUUCGACCAGGUUUUAGCUAAAGAAAGGCGUCGUCCCAUACGUUACGGCCGACACGUGAGCUUUGAUGUCGACAAACAUGAAUUUCUUUGCCCGCUCUGCGAAUGUCUGUCUAAUUCUGUUAUACCGAUAAUACCGGCGACCGAUACGGAAACCAAACAGACAACUGAUAAGUCAAACAUAUCACUAACUAAUUGGUUGAGUGGUUUGCACGCAAUCGUCGAGAAAGCGAAUCCCGUUUGGAUUAGAGAUUCGUCACUAAUAGGCGAGAACGUCGGCGAUAAGUUUGUCUGUCGUUUUCUGCCACACCUUCAAGAGAUCCUCUCAAACGUGUCGAUUGAGGCCAAAGAAUAUCUCGAGAAACUGUUUGAAGAAUACCACGAAUGCGCUGUCGUUAAUGAAGAGCUUUCGCCUUCACUAUUAGAUGUGAUGAAGAAUUUUUCUCAAGAUGUCUAUACUACAUCACUUUUGGUGAACCCGAACCCCGACGACGACAGGGUAUCUUUGAUGACGUACUGGUCGUGCGCUUAUACUCUCCAUUCAAUUGAACGAAUGCUUCGAUUGGAAGAGAAGUCCAUUUUCUCGGAUCUAUCGUCCCGUAAAUACAACUGUUUAAAAGCUAUGGUCCGUUACAUCGGCUCCAGUAUCGCUGUCUUCAGCGACUCUGUCAUGAAAAGCCAUUGCAUACGUAUAUUACGUUACCUUCUGGUCAAUGAUUAUCAUCACUCGAGUUCUAAUUGUUGUCUCGAUUUGGACGCCUUAUCUCUGCUCAUAUCACUAGUGAUCACAACUCCGUCUCUAUUUCUCUUUGAUAUUGAUUUGCAGUCUAACAGCAAACUCUACUCAAUGUCUUUGGGAAACGUUUCCGAUAAACAUUAUAUCAAUCUUUUUAUUGUCUUCAAUAUCGUUCAGAUAAUUUUGACACAAAAUUCUGAAGAUUAUAGCGAAGAGCCGAUGGAAACGGAAGAGUCAAACAGUCAAAGCGGUUGUUCUGUAAAUAAGUCGUUGCUAUCGUUUUAUUCAGAUGUGAUGAUAGCUUCGGGUCAGACGAACAUUCAAACCCCGAAUGCAUUACAACUGGAGCUCUCUAUUAAAGCAAAUUUAUUGCCUUUUCUCCGUUCCGUCGCUUUGUUUUUUCACUUUUUAACAAACAUUUCUCCGCCACAAAGACUCAAAGAUUGCGACCAAACGUUGACUUCGAGUCAAGAGUACGAUAUUCUUUGUCACUAUUUGGGUUUGAAUCCCAAGUUUUCAGUCCUACUCGAGAGUACAUCUCUGCGACAGUUGGCGCUGAUAUGGGCGCGACAUCCGAGAGUGCAUCUCAUUAUCAAUCAGAAUAACACGGAAGUUGAGUCUCCCAUUGAAUUACAGCCAAAACUGAUAGCCCAACCGCACGCUCUCAACCAUUUGGUGCAAUUACCCAACGAUUACAGUGAUCUCAUCAAUAGUGUGUCUCAGUUUACGUGUCCCAACUCGGAAGGCGACGACUCACGCUCUCCCACCAUGUGUUUGGUUUGUGGGACGAUAUUGUGUUCGCACAGCUAUUGUUGUCAGAAGGAGUUGGAGGGCAGUAUGGUUGGGUCGUGUACAUGGCACUCGCACUUCUGCGGCGCCGGUCAGGGCAUGUUUCUCCGCAUUAGGGACUGCAAGAUCUUAUUGUUGGCCGGAAAGACCAAAGGUUGUUAUUCUGCGCCGCCAUAUGUGGACGAAUACGGAGAAACAGAUCAGGGGUUGAUUCGCGGCAAUCCAUUACAUUUGUGUCACAAUUCGUACGCAGAGUUGCAUAGACUGUGGUACCAAGUUUUCAGUCCUACUCGAGAGUACAUCUCUGCGACAGUUGGCGCUGAUAUGGGCGCGACAUCCGAGACCCAACCGCACGCUCUCAACCAUUUGGUGCAAUUACCCAACGAUUACAGUGAUCUCAUCAAUAGUGUGUCUCAGUUCACGUGUCCCAACUCGGAAGGCGACGACUCACGCUCUCCCACCAUGUGUUUGGUUUGUGGGACGAUAUUGUGUUCACACAGCUACUGUUGUCAGAAGGAGUUGGAGGGCAGUAUGGUUGGGUCGUGUACGUGGCACUCGCACUUCUGUGGCGCCGGUCAGGGCAUGUUUCUCCGCAUCAGAGACUGCAAGAUCUUAUUGUUGGCCGGAAAGACCAAAGCGCCGUUAGGUAAUGUAAACACAGUGUUAAGCAUGCGUCUCAACGUAUCUGACACCAUAAGACACGGCAUACCGGAACAGAUCGCCCACGCGUUGGAGACGUCCAGCAAUUUGGCCGCUUUUAAUUGGCAGUUAUUAUAG
Messenger RNA from Medioppia subpectinata, 2787 nucleotides. The record is from the annotation of a GenBank genome assembly. Lineage: Eukaryota; Metazoa; Arthropoda; Arachnida; Sarcoptiformes; Oppiidae.